ACACAAUCAGCAUUGAGCAAGGGAUUAAAAGAUAGCGUACGUUGGUCGAGUAGAGUGAAGUACGUACUUUCAAGCAUUUCUUGCAACCAAAAUUUGCAGGAAAAGGAACUUGAGGAAUGGAACAGAUAUUCAUCUACCCUGCAAUACCCCCAACCGAUCGUGCUUCCAUUGAAAACAAAAAGCUACUUGAAUGCAAAGGGCUGGUCAUUGACAUUGACAAUCAUUCCAUUAAAAAAAAAAGAAGACUUGAAUGCAAAGAGCUGAUCAUUGACAUUCCACUGGAACUGGAGGCUUCUCGUUGUCCUGAUAAGUACUGUAUCUACAGGGUUCCCAAGAGACUUCGCGAGGUCAAUAAUAAGGCCUACACCCCUCGGCUGGUUUCUAUCGGCCCUUUUCAUCACCGCCGUGAAGAGUUGAAGGACAUGGAUAAAAAAAAAUUCCUAAUUUUGAAGAAUUUCUGUAAUCGUACUGGGAAGAACAUCGAGGAUCUUAAAUGCAUCAUCAGGCCCAAAGAAAUGGAAAUCCGCAGCUGCUAUUCAGAGACCUUUCUACUCAGCAGUGAAGGGUUUCUAAACAUGAUUCUACUGGAUGCUAUCUUUAUACUUGAGCUCUUCCACAGGAAAUAUGAAAACUCAAAGGCUCAAGAAAAAGAUUCUGGAAACUCAAAGGCUCAUUAUGAAAUAGAUUAUAUAUUAAGCCGACCGUGCAUAGAACGCGGCAUACAGCAUGACCUGCUUCUACUUGAGAAUCAGCUCCCUUUCUUUGUUCUUAAGAAGUUAUACCAACAUGCGGAACCCAAUACAAGAAAAAAGACUCUUAUUGAGAUCUCUUGUUGGUUUUUUGGUGAUCUCUAUUAUGGUUGGAAGCCAGAGUCCAAGAACCGUUUUAAUGAUUUGGUGGGAUAUUUUUUUGCUCCACAAAACUCAAGCCCAAGCUCACCAAAGCAUUUCACAGAUUUGGUGAGAUAUUUUUUCCUUCCACUAGGCCCAAACCAAAGCUCACCAAAGCCCAGUGAAGAAAACCGAAAAGAAGGGCCCAAAGGAAAUAAAACACACCUACAUUUUACAGCAACAAAGCUUAACGAGGCAGGUUUGAAAUUCAUUCCCACAGAUCCAGAAACAUAUUUACUUGAUAUAAAUUUCCGGGAGAAUAUCUGCUUAGAAAGUUUACCGUACUUCAAUCUCUCAUGGUUCUUGUCUUGCUUACCAUGCCUGAAAAGCACUUGCUUGUUCCAUAUGCAACGUUUCUUGGAAGUCCCACCCCUUCAGUUAGACGACAAAACCGAAGGUCUUUUCCGAAACCUGAUGGCCUUGGAGCAGUGCCAUUAUCCAUCUGAAACAUACAUCUGCGAUUACAUUGUGCUGUUGGAUGAUCUUAUCACAACUAAAGCAGAUGUAAGGUUGCUUGUUGACAAGAAGAUCAUUGUUAACGAGUUAGGUUCCAGCGCUGCAGUGACGAAACUGGUUAACAACCUCGGCCUGGAGAUUGAAGAAAGGGGAAACCAUUACGCCGAGCUCUGUGGAAAGCUUAAUAAGUACUCCGAGAGCAAUUGGAAUCGUCUGGUGGGAACCUUGACUAGUGUGUAUUUCACAGACUUUUUUAAAGGCACUGCUACUGUUCUUGGAAUUAUUGUCCUGGGUCUCACUUUGUGGAAUUUCAACAGGCUCCUUAGAUUGAGUGGUAGCAAGUACUAGAUUUGAAGCAUCUCAUGUGGGUAGUGUUUGUUGGAGUGCUAUAUAAAAUGCUAGCUAGCUGUUAGAUUCGCGUGGUGGAUCGCAUAUAGCUAAUUAAUUCGUAGGUUUUUCUAACCAUUUGUAUUUUGGAAGUUUUAUGACUUUGGUUUAGCAAAUAUGGAAUAUCAGUGGAGUCUGCCGUCUGUGAUCUGUGUAUUGCAGCAAAUUAAGUUCUACGCUUUGUUCCUCUACUAUUACCAGCAAAUAAAGCCAGAUCCAGUUGCAUGGCAUUCAAUGUAGAAAUUGUUUUAAAA
Messenger RNA from Juglans regia (Persian walnut), 1987 nucleotides. RefSeq names its product UPF0481 protein At3g47200-like. Bases 117 to 1694 code for a protein of 525 amino acids. Lineage: Eukaryota; Viridiplantae; Streptophyta; Magnoliopsida; Fagales; Juglandaceae. The record is from RefSeq and is a predicted model, not a curated record. The transcript has 2 exons.